Aspergillus alliaceus is the source of this 1048-nucleotide messenger RNA. RefSeq lists its product as uncharacterized. The transcript is spliced from 2 exons. The record is from RefSeq and is a predicted model, not a curated record. Lineage: Eukaryota; Fungi; Ascomycota; Eurotiomycetes; Eurotiales; Aspergillaceae. The coding region runs from base 74 to 616 and encodes 180 amino acids.
CACCGUCCAAUUAUCUAUAUUCCUUCUGCUGGGUUCUUUUUUCUCCGUGGCACUUCACCCCCAAUUAUCAACGAUGUAUGAAUCAUACCGCCCGCAUCCGCUCCUAGCCCAAGUCCCAUUGACCGUCUCUCCAUUUAUCAAUCUCCCUUCCUCAGUCACCCUUCCUUACACCUACAAAUCGCUUCCAUCUACGCUCCCAGCAUCUGUAACUGUCAACCCCAGCGAUCCCGACGCUAAAACCCGCUAUGUCCUCUCCCCCAGCGGUGAGCACGCCGCAUCCCCGGAGGAGAUCCUAGCUUCGUGCAACUCCCUUGAAGAACUACUCAAUAAAAGCCGCACUGAUGCGGAGAAGGCAAUUAAAGACUGGGAAGAUUCCAUUGUGCAACGGGAUCUCGCAGAGAAGAGACGAGUUGCGCCUGGAUGGUUGGAUCGAGACGAGAAGCUACUGCAACCAAGUCGAUCAAUGUUGGAUCCUAGGUCCUCAGGUCAACCAGAAAAAAGCUUGCUGGAUAGCUCAUCAUCUACAGACCCUGAUGCAUCCAAAUUGCCGUCAAUGAAGCCGCGUGACGAAGGCGAGGAGCUAGACAGAGCGUUCGGUGGGCUAGACGUAAAAUGAGCAAGCUUGAUCAAUCGGGUGUCAGGUACGAUCUUCUCGCUUGACGUGGCAGCGACAUUUAGGUUUCUCUGUCAUAGUCAACGGUCACAUAAUGCAAGAUAUUAGCCAAAGUCGCCGAUUAGGCCAUUCCGAUCUAGCUUACGGCUGACUCUGAAUUUAGCUGCACCUCGUAUGCAGACUGCAGGCGCUUUGUCGUAUCAGACAUACUGCGGCCCCAGCACAAGCGACACAGGCCACACCGCAUUGUUGAGCAGUCGGCUCACAGUCAUAAAUGAUAUGGUGGGUUGAGAGAAGAAAUAUGUGUUGGGUGUCUAUUUUGAGCGGACUCCUUUGUUCCUACAGUUUUCUAAUGAUACCCUCAUCAUAGCGUAAACGUGGUUCUAUCUAUGUUUUCACGGCGGAGUAGAUGAACCAAACAAAAUCAAAAACUUC